AAUCUGGAAAAAAAUAUUGCUAUUUAUCUACCUUCAUACAAGGAUUUGUUUGAACCAGAAAAGAAGUUAAAAGAACCAGGAUCAAAUGAAAGUGAAUAUAAGGAUGAUAUCGAAAUAAUGCAGAAAAAACUUGAAAUUUGCAAAGAGUUACCUGCCAACGACAAAUCCAACGAAAAGGGACCAGCUGCUAAUCCCAUGAGGGAAUUGAGUAUUGAAAAAUUGGUUUUAAACAUCUGUGUAGGAGAAUCGGGAGAUCGUUUAACAAGAGCAGCAAAAGUACUUGAACAAUUAACAGGGCAAACGCCAGUAUAUUCAAAAGCGCGUUAUACCGUUCGUUCUUUUGGUAUUAGACGUAAUGAAAAAAUUGCAGUACAUGUUACAGUACGUGGUCCAAAAGCCGAAGAAAUUUUAGAACGUGGUUUAAAAGUUAAAGAAUAUGAAUUAAAAAGAAGUAAUUUUUCCGAAACUGGAAAUUUUGGUUUUGGUAUUCAAGAACAUAUUGAUUUGGGUAUAAAAUAUGAUCCUUCCAUUGGUAUUUACGGUAUGGAUUUUUAUGUGGUACUGGGUAGACCUGGUAAUAGAGUUUCUCGAAGAAGAAGAGCCCAAAAGAAAGUUGGUUUCAAUCAUCGUGUUACCAAAGAUGAAACCGUCAAGUGGUUCAAGCAAAGAGUAUUUGUCCUUUAUUAA
Messenger RNA from Funneliformis mosseae, 687 nucleotides. NCBI's taxonomy places the organism in Eukaryota, Fungi, Glomeromycota, Glomeromycetes, Glomerales, Glomeraceae. The record is from the annotation of a GenBank genome assembly.